Messenger RNA from Dryobates pubescens (Downy woodpecker), 2033 nucleotides. RefSeq names its product opioid receptor mu 1 (gene OPRM1). The record is from RefSeq and is a predicted model, not a curated record. The coding region runs from base 1 to 1257 and encodes 418 amino acids. Gene Ontology annotation, molecular function: neuropeptide binding; morphine receptor activity; G-protein beta-subunit binding. NCBI's taxonomy places the organism in Eukaryota, Metazoa, Chordata, Aves, Piciformes, Picidae. Gene Ontology annotation, biological process: sensory perception of pain; neuropeptide signaling pathway; G protein-coupled opioid receptor signaling pathway. The transcript is spliced from 4 exons. Gene Ontology annotation, cellular component: membrane; neuron projection.
AUGGCUGUCGCCUACCUGCUGGGCAACGGCUCCGCGCCGCUCCUCGCCGGCGCCCUGGAGGUCCCCUUCGUCACCAACACUUCUGCCACCGCUUGUCGCUCCGCCGCUUCGCUCUGCACGGCCGCGCCGCCCGGAGCUUGGGGCAACGCCUCGGCGGCAGCGGUGGGCUGGAACCGCUCCGAACCCUGCGGCGGCGCCAACGGGAGCGCGGGUGGCGGCGGACCCUGCGCGCCUACAGGCGGCGGCCCCUCCGUGGUCACGGCCAUCGCCAUCAUGGCCCUUUAUUCCGUGGUGUGCGUCGUGGGGCUCUUCGGCAACUUCUUGGUCAUGUAUGUCAUCGUCAGGUACACGAAAAUGAAGACUGCCACCAAUAUCUAUAUUUUCAAUCUUGCAUUGGCAGAUGCCCUAGCAACAAGUACUCUGCCAUUCCAGAGUGUGAAUUACUUGAUGGGAACAUGGCCAUUUGGUACCAUCCUGUGUAAGAUUGUUAUAUCCAUAGACUACUACAAUAUGUUCACCAGUAUCUUUACGCUCUGCACCAUGAGUGUGGAUCGCUAUGUAGCUGUGUGCCACCCAGUUAAAGCCCUUGAUUUCCGUACCCCCAGAAAUGCCAAAAUUGUCAAUGUCUGCAACUGGAUUCUUUCUUCUGCCAUUGGCCUGCCAGUUAUGUUCAUGGCAACUACUAAAUACAGGCAUGGCUCUAUUGACUGCACACUUACAUUCUCCCACCCUGCAUGGUACUGGGAGAACCUCCUGAAAAUCUGUGUGUUCAUCUUUGCCUUCAUCAUGCCAGUCCUGAUCAUUACUGUGUGCUAUGGGCUGAUGAUUUUACGCCUGAAGAGUGUUCGCAUGUUAUCUGGCUCCAAAGAGAAGGACAGGAACCUGCGGAGAAUCACUAGGAUGGUUCUUGUAGUGGUGGCAGUGUUUAUUGUCUGCUGGACUCCCAUCCACAUUUAUGUGAUUGUUAAAGCCCUGGUCAACAUCCCUGAAACUACUUUCCAGACCGUCUCAUGGCACUUCUGUAUUGCUCUAGGGUACACAAAUAGCUGUCUUAAUCCAGUCCUUUAUGCGUUUCUAGAUGAGAAUUUCAAAAGGUGUUUCAGAGAGUUCUGCAUCCCCACUUCCUCAACCAUUGAGCAGCAAAACUCCACUCGAGUCCGACAAAACACUCGUGACCAUGCUUCCACUGCCAACACUGUGGACAGGACUAACCACCAGUUGGAACUUCAGGAAGCUGAAACCACUCCACUGCCGUGACAGGGUCUCCUGCUGCAUAGCUCUCAAAGCAACUGUGCACCAGUGCCACAGUGCGUCUGGGCAGUGUGCUAUGGGAAUGUGUAGGAUACAUUUUCCCUCCAAAAUACACAGAGGAAAGUGCCUACUUUUCCAGUCCGUAAAAAUUGCUUCUGCAGCACUUCUCCAUUGCAUACAACAGAAGCAUGAAACUUAACAGCAAGCAGAGCCAAAAGAUAUGGGCACUUACUAAGCUCCAGUGUUCAAAACAGUCAUGUUUCAGUAAGGAAUAUGUGCACUAAUCUUAAACAUAGCUGCUGUUCCUGUAACAAUCUGACAUGAUCUUGACAAGUUACAGUGGUGUUGAAACAGGUUGAAACAAAAAUUGAAAGACUAGACAACUAUAGUUUGAAAAAUAGAGGUGAGCUUUUAAUGAUGGGAAAUCAAGUUGUAAUACUGUUGAGUACUCUUAAAAUUUAUUUGUAGAUGUUUUCUGUGCAGGCUGGUGUUGUGUUAAGUUUCACAAGAUGAUCUGGAGCAAGACCCUUGCAGUUCAAGAGGUCUUCUCUUACAAGAACUGUCUGUUCCACAGUUUCAAAGGGAAAACUUAACAGAGAAAACCCUCCAACCUUCACUUUCUGCUAUUGUUUCUUAACAUUAAAAAGAGACUUUAAAAGCAAAACAAUGAGAUCACUUCUUCUAAAAGAGGUGAGUAUAUGAAAGUGUUCCAUGUGGUUACUGGUUAUCAAAUGAUUCCCCAGAACAGUACAGACUGUAUUCAACGUAAAUUCCCAUGUAUG